AUGAGCGAGGAAAUUACCCCUGAACUUUGGGAGCGCUCUGAUGCCUACCACAAUUCCUUUCUCAUCGGUCCCGACGAACCCCUCGAACACGCGCGAACCAGGAGCGAGGCCCACGGUCUUCCCGCCAUUGCAAUCAGUACUGCGCAGGGCAAGCUUUUGAAUUUGGUUGCUCGCUCCAUCUCUGCGAAGAGGAUCCUUGAAGUUGGCACUCUAGGAGGAUAUUCGACGAUCUGGCUGGCUCGCGCACUUCCUGAGGAUGGUCAAUUGAUGACAGCUGAACUGAACCCCAAGCAUGCCGAGGUCGCCGAGCUCAACGUCGCACACGCUGGAUUGUCAUCCAAGGUGAAGAUCUUGGUCGGACCUGCCGCAGAAACCCUCGCAAACCUGCAUCCAGAGCAGCCCUUCGAUCUAGCCUUUAUCGACGCCGACAAAAUUGGGAACCUAGCAUACUUCCUCGAGGCGAAGCGCCUGGUUAGGAAGGGGGGUGUCAUCAUUGUGGACAAUGUUGUGCGUGGAGGAAGCGUCGCGGAUCCAUCCACGAAGGAUAACAACUCUGAGGGGGUGCGUAAGUUGCUCAACUACCUCAAGACUGAUGUUGAAGUGGAUGCGACCACCAUCGCAACGGUCGGCGAGAAGGGGUAUGACGGUUUCUUGUAUGCUAUUCGCCUUUGA
Messenger RNA from Sparassis crispa, 672 nucleotides. RefSeq names its product Probable catechol O-methyltransferase. The transcript is spliced from 4 exons. The coding region runs from base 1 to 672 and encodes 223 amino acids. NCBI's taxonomy places the organism in Eukaryota, Fungi, Basidiomycota, Agaricomycetes, Polyporales, Sparassidaceae. The record is from RefSeq and is a predicted model, not a curated record. Gene Ontology annotation, molecular function: O-methyltransferase activity; S-adenosylmethionine-dependent methyltransferase activity.